Eublepharis macularius is the source of this 3818-nucleotide messenger RNA. RefSeq names its product glutathione hydrolase 1 proenzyme-like. The transcript is spliced from 16 exons. Gene Ontology annotation, biological process: regulation of inflammatory response; regulation of immune system process; glutathione catabolic process. The record is from RefSeq and is a predicted model, not a curated record. Gene Ontology annotation, cellular component: plasma membrane. Bases 418 to 2157 code for a protein of 579 amino acids. Gene Ontology annotation, molecular function: glutathione gamma-glutamate hydrolase. NCBI's taxonomy places the organism in Eukaryota, Metazoa, Chordata, Lepidosauria, Squamata, Eublepharidae.
CCUAACCUAACAGACAAGAACAAGGGUGGGGGGGUGCGAUAAUCCUCUGUGUAUUUCUAGGUGUCUCACAGCUACUACCCCACAAAGAAACAGAUGCUGUGCUUGUUGCUACAGGAGGCAGCUGUUACAGUUUGCGCAUUCUGGGGAUGAAGAACAAUGCGACAGGAUCCUUCUGUUAGUCCAGUGAGGGAGUGAUAAAGGAGGGCUUGAUAAGGAAAUAAGAGUGGCUCAACAGGAAUGGUAUGUGGGAGCCAUAGACUUCAGAGGGGCUCUUUUGGUUCCACACCAUCUGGAACUGUGGCCUGAAGAUCUAAUCUGUGUUAUCUUUGGGAACAAUCCAACCUGGUGAAGUGUGUGUGGAACUGUCCUGUGGAUAAAUUAUCUAUCAGCAUCAAGAGUUAUUGUGAACCUUACAAAAUGUUGCCUGUCCAUCGAAACAUGAAGAAGAAGAAUCUGGUGAUUGGGAUCCUCGUAGUAGUGCUCUUGGUUCUCACUGUUUUCCUUGGCUUUUUCUUUGGGCUGCGCUCUAAGUCUUCCUUUGCACAACAAGAUCUGAAUGUCUAUCAGAGGGCAGCUGUGGCCGCUGAUGCAGGCCAGUGCUCCAUUGUGGGGAGGGAUAUCCUUCAGAACGGGGGGUCAGCUGUGGAUUCCUCCAUUGCCGCUUUGCUUUGUAUGGGCCUGAUGAAUCCACACAGCAUGGGCAUUGGAGGGGGCCUCUUCUUCACUAUAUACACUGCUGAUGGGAAAGUUGAAGUCAUUAACGCCAGAGAGGUGGCGCCGAAGAAUGCGUCACUGGAUAUGUUUGGCAACAACACAGCCCUGUCCCAGAAAGGAGGAUUGUCCAUUGCUGUUCCUGGAGAAAUCCGUGGUUAUCAAAUGGCGCACAAGCGCCAUGGCAAGUUGCCGUGGAAGGAGCUGUUUCUGCCCAGCAUCAAAUUGGCAAGAGAAGGCUUCCCUGUUGGGAAAGGCUUGGCAGGAGCCCUCGGAGCCAAAGAGAAGGCAGUUGAAAACAAUCCAUCUUUGUGUGAGGUCUUCUGCAGAGAAGGAAAAGUUCUCAAGGAAGGGGAGAUACUCAGACUGCCUAAGCUAGCGGACACCUAUGAGAUAUUAGCCAAUGAGGGACCAGAUGCCUUUUAUACCGGGAGCUUAGCUCAGCAAAUUGUCGCAGACAUCAAGAAUGCAGGAGGGAUAAUUACACUUGAAGACCUGCAGGAUUACAAACCAGUUCUAGAUGAAAAUCCAUUACAUGUAACCAUUGGUGAGUUCACAAUGUAUGUGCCCAGCGCUCCACUGAGUGGUCCUGUGCUAGCGCUCAUCCUCAAUAUUCUGAAAGGAUUUAAUUUCUCCAGCAACAGUAUUGAGACUCUGGAGGAAAAGGGUUUGACUUACCACCGCAUUGUGGAGGCUUUCCGGUUUGCCUAUGCGAAGAGGACUUUACUGGGGGAUCCAGCAUUUGUCAACAUCACUGGGGUUAUCAACAACAUGACAUCAGAGUCCUUUGCAGCUGGCCUACGGGCCAAACUCACUGACAAUUCUACCCACAAGGUUGGAUACUAUGACCCAGAGUACUACACUCCAGAUAAUGCCGGUACAUCCCACCUCUCCAUUGUGGCCGAUGAUGGCAGUGCUGUGUCCGCCACCAGCACCAUCAACCAAUACUUUGGGUCAGAUGUUCGUUCCAAUGUGACUGGAAUUAUAUUUAAUGAUGAAAUGGAUGACUUCAGCUCCCCUCUACUUGUUAAUGGUUUUGGGGUUCCACCUUCGACUGCAAACUUCAUUGCCCCAGGUAAACGGCCUCUCUCUUCUAUGUGUCCAGCCAUUCUUGUGGAUAAGAAGAACAUAGUCAAGAUGGUGGUUGGUGCCUCUGGGGGAACAAAAAUUACCACAGCAACAGCACUGACAAUCAUCAAUUCCCUUUGGUUUGGCUAUGAUGUUAAGAAGGCUGUGGAAGCACCCCGAGUCCACGAUCAGUUGUUCCCCAAUAUUACUGAACUGGAGCUGGAUAUAGAAAAGGGAAUAGAAGAAGAGCUAAAGAAAAGACUGCAUGAGACUGAACGUGUCAGUGGGGGAGCUGUUGUGCAGGCCAUUCUCAGGACAGAUGGUGGUUGGGCUGCAGCGUCAGAUUCCCGGAAAGGGGGAUAUCCAGCGGGCUACUGAACCUGUAUUUAGGUUGCUUGGCUGGAUCAUGUCCUGAAUUUUACAACCAGUGUCAAACAUCUGGAGCCCAAGACAAACACGCCCCAAGCUUCCCCCCCCUUAGGGUGAUGGGCAAGAUCUAUGUCCCCCAUGUUUCAAAAUAUUACAGGUAAACCUGGAAGUGACCAUCAGCCCAAAGAUGUUGAUCUAAACUGUCCUAUAACAUCAAGACCUUAAGGGAAGUUCCAAUUCCUUAUUAUAUUAUUGCUGAGGGGAAAAGUUAUAAAGGGAUGAAUGUCUGCUUGUGAAAACAAUCAAAGAUAGUUUGGACCAGAAAUGGACUUGUUAUACAUAGCAGAUGAGCUCCUGCAUCAUUUUCAGAUGUGAAUCUAUAAAAAAACCUUUUCAAAUAAAUACUGCCAUUGAAUAACCAGGAGGAAAAAAUUGGACUGGUUUGAUGAUGAAUGAAGAGACCAUUCUCCCCAGCAGUCUGCUCCAUUUCAGUCCCAUGGCCUCUGUGUAACGGUGAAAGAACUAGUAUGUCAAAACUGAUUACAAGACAUUUAUUGAAACAGAACAAAAGGGGACACUGAAAAUUGUUCUGGUUAACCGCAGUUAGGCAAUAGCAAACUUUUGCACAAAUCACAACAAACUGGAAUUUGGUUAGAGUACUUGUGGAUGCUAUUACCUGUUUGAUUCAUGGGCAAGAAAUUAGUUGUCAGGAGCAGGAGUUGCUGUGUUUGGGUGUGGGCUCGGUUUUAAAAAUCAGGAGUGUUUGAUUUAUUCAUCCCUGAAGCUCUCCGUUUAGAAAUUUUAGGAAAAGCCUAAACUAAAGAAAAAUCCCAAUCAACAGGGAGAAUUUUUGUUGCCAUGAUCUGGUGAAACUGCAAAAGCAAAAAAUUAAACCUUUAUAUUCUCCUAUAAGAUCAUUCAUUUAUCCCACCCAUAAAAUACUAUGUUAAUUAUGUAAAAGGAGGUUUAAAUGAUGUACAGGGAUAACCAGUGUACUAUGUUCUACUCAACUGAGUCCUGUAUUUGGUCAAAUGAGAGAGCCUUCUUAACAGCGGUUCAGAUUACAUUUGAAAAAUAAUUCAAGGUUUGAAUGUGGAUCCUUGUGCUUAGCUUAUUUAUCUUCCCCGCAUGGUAUCUGGAAUCUCUGCAGAAAUAAACUCUCUCCAUGAGACUGUCCAUUAACAGGGAGAGUUCAGUUUCCAAAAGAAGAAAAUAGAGAUGUAGUGGGUUGAAAGGAAAGUGAUGUUCAAGAGGGAAAAUGGUUUUUUUUAAUGAGAAUUAAAUCAGACUAUCCUAAUUGCCUGGUUUGUAUAUAUUCAGUUGUGAUUUUUUAAGGACCAAUUUAAAACAACCAGUAAUAAAGGAUUUAACUAAUUAGAGCUCCUACGACAACAUGAGGUUUAAAGCAUGAGACACGGAUUUUAUUAUUUAGUAAAUUUCUUCAAGUACUACUACAGAACUUUUAGGAUGCAAAAUGGAAACAAUAAGGGACGUGACUCAGGUUCCACAAAUGGAUCCUAUUAAAAUUGUGUUUCUCUGAUCAUGGCUGUCGAACAAGUUAUUUCCAGUUUCUCAAAAUCAUAAGAACCAUGAAAGAGAGAUGUCAUUGUAUUCCCUAAAUGUACUUGAAUGGCUUUAAAAAAAACUCUAAUAAAUAUUUUUUAAAAAUG